UGGCGAGUGGAAGCUGGUGACACGAUGGCAGGCGAUGUGCUGCUGCGGCAUUCUUUGGAUCUCUCCGGCAACGCUGCCAUUGAGCCUAGAUUCCAGGAUUUCCUGGCCGGGCUCGCGGCAGCUCAGGAAUCGGCUCCAUGGAGCUGCCAGGGGGAAAUUCGCAGGACGGCUCCUCCGGAUCGCAGCGCAGCUCCAGCGAUCCCACUGCGCGAUCGUCGGAUCGCGGCGGCGGUAGCUCAGCGUCUGGAUCGGGGGAUUCUUACCACUAUCAGCCGGCGGCAUCGGGUUCAUCGGGCUCCCAGCCAGCGGGAGCAUCGAAUUCCGGCUCUGGAUCGCGCUCUGGAUCUUACGGGCCAGCCGAGAACUCUGGAUCAGGCUCUGGAUUGGGGUAUUACCAAGACGCGCAGCUCUCUGGCUCUGGAUCAGGGUCUGGUGGAGCUGGCUCUGGGUCAGGGUCUGGUGGAGCUGGCUCGGGGUCUGGUGGAUACUACCAAGGAGUCGACCAUUCUGGCUCUGGAUCUGGCUCGUCUGGUCGAUAUUAUCAGCCAGCGGAGGGAUCCUCCUCUCCGUCUGGAUCUCACCAGGCAGUAGAUGCUGGAUCUUAUGGCUCUGGAUCGCAUCGACCGGGAGGCUCUAGCUCGGAGCAUCACAGCAGCUCCGAGACCAAGCAGACGAGCUCGUCAAGGACAGGGAGCUCGUCUGUGACUUGGCACGAGACUGUGGAUGCUCCAAAGCUUUCGGAGGAGGACGAAGCCAGCCGGAGGAGCUCGUCCCUCUUUGGCGAGGAGAUCUCCAAGUCGACGACGGAUUCCAACCGCAGCUCCCUCCGGCGUUUCAAAGAGGGCAGCAAGAUGUUUGCCGGUUUCAUCGAGGACGCUGAUGGGCUCCAGCCCAGCGAUGAUAUGCUGCCUCCCAUGACCUGGGAGGAGAAGUGCGAGAUCAUCGAGGAGCUUUGCCUGGCUCUGGAGAAGCGGCUCGACAGGCUCAAGAACGACAAGGAUGGUAUUUUAGAUGGCUUGAAGAACUACUUCGACGUUGCGGAGCACAAAUGUGGCAUGGCCAGGAAGGAUCGCGUGGAGAUGCAAAGGAAUGUGAUCCAGUUUGCGGAGCUUCUCAAUCCUUCGAAGAAGCCUUACUCGGAAGACAUGCUCAGGUAUCUCAAUGGACGAAUACUCGAUAAAAGGUUGCUCAAGGAGAAGCUCCAGCAAAGAAUCAAGCGACUUGAGAAGAUGGUUGCUACAGCAACGGUACAGCUCGAGUCUAAGCUUGAUGUCCGGGAGUUACUCCACGAUUCGGACUUUAAGGAGAUGAGGAAUUUGAAUGAAGACCUCGCAAACCAGCUUGAUGCGCGUGCUCGUUUGCUUGACAAAUCGCGGCAUGUGAGUAGGAAGAUAGCCCAGGCUGCUAAAGCAUUACGCGAAGAAAUGGACAGUAAAGCCGUAGCGAAAGUGUCUAUGCGGCAAAGUCUGACAGAUCGUUCACCGCUGGUUGGAAAGCUUCAAGACCUUAUAACAAGCGAAUACAAGGAAAAGGAUAGGUUGCAUCUGGAGCUUCUCGCGUUUGUCAAGGGUGAGGAUUUGAGGCCUACCGCGAUCGAGUACAUGAAGAUAAAACAGCGCUCCAAGUCUAUCCGUAGGGAGCUGUACAACUGGUUAGCAAAGGUGGAGAUCGCAGAAAUGAAGCACAACCAGCUGACCAAGAACAUUGUAAUGCUUGAAACUGAAACUACUGCCUCGAAUUCGUUUCAAGGAUGAGGAUUGGCCUCCACAAGCUUGAAGAGCUCGUCACUGAUGCCAAAGCCAAUCACUUGCAUCAUCGCGUUCGUUUUGGCUUGCGGGUUGGCGACACCCCGCGCCU
Molecule: messenger RNA, 1857 nt
Organism: Selaginella moellendorffii
Lineage: Eukaryota; Viridiplantae; Streptophyta; Lycopodiopsida; Selaginellales; Selaginellaceae
Product: keratin, type II cytoskeletal 1-like
Exons: 6
Coding region: 138-1754 (538 amino acids)
Biological process (GO): cilium assembly
Cellular component (GO): ciliary basal body; axoneme
Source: RefSeq, a predicted model, not a curated record